Messenger RNA from Thermothelomyces thermophilus ATCC 42464, 1179 nucleotides. Its product is annotated as glycoside hydrolase family 105 protein. NCBI's taxonomy places the organism in Eukaryota, Fungi, Ascomycota, Sordariomycetes, Sordariales, Chaetomiaceae. Gene Ontology annotation, biological process: carbohydrate metabolic process. The transcript has a single exon. The record is from RefSeq and is a predicted model, not a curated record. The coding region runs from base 1 to 1179 and encodes 392 amino acids.
AUGCCAACCACGUACGCCGGCAUCACCUCGCAAGAGGUGCACGCCAAGAUCGAGCUGCUCAUCUCGGCCAUGGUCAACAUCCGGGACAAGACGGGCGAGUUCCUGCUGACGCUGCCGGACGGGCGCGUCAUCGACACCAAGGGGUGGCAGGACUGGGAGUGGACGCACGGCAUCGGGCUGUACGGCAUCUGGCAGUACUACCAGCUGACCAACGAGCCGCGCUACCUGGCCAUCAUCGAGGACUGGUUCGCCGCCCGCUUCGCCGCCGGCGGCACCACCAAGAACAUCAACACCAUGGCCGCCAUGCUCACCCUUGCCUGCGUCUACGAGCGGACGGGCAACCCGGCCUACCUGCCCUGGCUCGACGCCUGGGCCGAGUGGGCCUACCACGACCUGGAGCGCACCCGCCACGGCGGCAUGCAGCACAUCACCUACCUCGAGGAGAACCGCGACCAGCUGUGGGACGACACCCUCAUGAUGACCGUCCUGCCCCUCGCCAAGAUCGGCUUCGUCCUCCGCCGCCCCCACUACGUCGACGAGGCCCGCCGCCAGUUCCUCCUCCACGUCCAGUACCUGUUCGACGCCAAGACCGGCCUCUUCUUCCACGGCUGGCAGUUCCACGAGGACGGCCGCCCGGGCGGCCACAACUUCGCCGAGGCCCGCUGGGCCCGCGGCAACAGCUGGCUGACCAUCGCCAUUCCCGAGUUCCUCGAACUGCUGCGCGAGGGCGCCGCCAGCAGCAGCAGCAGCAACGGCGGCAGCAGCAACGACGUGGCGCUCGAGGCGUUUCUGCGGAGCACGCUGCGGGCGCAGUGCGAGGCGCUGCGGCCGCUGCAGGAUCCGACGACGGGCCUGUGGCGGACGCUGCUGGACGUGCCCGAGUCGGAAGGGUCGUACGCGGAGGCGAGCGCGACGGCCGGGUUCGCCUUCGGCGUGCUCAAGGGCCUGCGGCGGCGGGACCUGCCCGCGGGGGCCGGCGAGUUCGAGGACAUGGCCGUCCGCGCCGUCCGCGCCGUCCUGGCCAACGUCAGCGACGACGGCGAGCUGCUCAACACCUCCUUCGGCACCGGCAUGGGCCGCGACCUGCAGCACUACAAGGACAUCCCCGUCACCAGCAUGCCCUACGGGCAGGCCAUGGCCAUCAUGGCGCUGGUCGAGUUUUCGAGGAGAUUUAUCUGA